Messenger RNA from Plasmodium falciparum 3D7, 3015 nucleotides. Its product is annotated as putative alpha/beta-hydrolase. The record is from RefSeq and is a predicted model, not a curated record. NCBI's taxonomy places the organism in Eukaryota, Apicomplexa, Aconoidasida, Haemosporida, Plasmodiidae.
AUGGCUUCGGGAAAAGGUAAAGAAAAUAUAUCGACAAAAGAUACACGUAAUGAUGAGGAUAAUACAAAUAAGAAAUAUUUUGUUGAUGUUAUAAAAAGGUUGAAUAAGAAUGAUAAUAAGAAAUAUUAUUUGGAUGAAGAAAAUAAAACCGAGAUCCAGGAUGCAGAAACAAAAUUUAAGAAUGAAUUGAAUGAAGAAAUAUAUAAUAAAGAUGAUUAUAUAAUAUAUGAUGAUGGAAAUCCAGAAAUUCAAUUUUUUACAAAUAAACAAAAAUUAAAAAUAGCUAGAUAUUCUUGGAAAGCAGAAAAUCCUAAAGCAUAUGUUUUUGCUUUACAUGGUAUCACAUCUCAUUUGAGAAAUGAAUAUUUGAAUUAUUAUGGUCGUCCUAUAUGGGCUCAUAAAAAGGAUGAGGUACAUGAUAAUAAUAUAUCGAGUGACGAUAAUAAUAAUAUACCUAGUGAUGAUAAUAAUAAUAUACCGAGUGGUGAUAAUAAUAAUAUACCGAGUGGUGAUAAUAAUAGUAAUAAUAAUAAUAAUAAUAAUGCGAACAAUGAUUAUAAACCUCGUUUAGAUAAAUAUACAAACGAAUUGAAAGAGUCGGAAAAGAAUAAUAAUGAUUAUAUAAUUAAGGAUAAUUUAACAAACACAAUUAAUUAUGGAUAUCAUAGGGGUAAUGUAGGUGAAGAUAUUAAUAACGACAUAGAGAAAACCCAUGAAAGAGGUAAGAGCAUAGAAGUAAAGAGCGAAGUAAAUAUACCAAAAUAUACAUCGACAUCAUCACUAAAUAAAGUAAAUGGUAACAAUAAUAUAGAAUGUGAAAACUUAAGAAAAAACAGUUUAAAAAGUAGAGAAUCCUAUUUUAUGAAUAAUGAACCUGAGAAAUCAGUAUUAAACGAAGGAGAUGUAUAUGAGAGUACAUCAUCCUUAUCAUGUAGUUCAUCCGAAUUAAUGGAUAAGAAAACAUUGGAAAAGAAAUUGACUAUGUUUUUAUCAUGUUCUUCUUGUAUGUCUAAUUAUAACGAAAAUACAAAUGGUUUAAAUAAUGAUAAAAAGUUUGAAACAGGUUCAGAUAAUGAAAUGAAUAGUGAUGAUAAUAUGAUGGUUGAUGAUGAUAAUGUUUUAUUAAUUGAUGAGAAUUAUAAUAGUAGUAAUAGUAACAAUAAUAGUAAAAAUAAUGGUAGUAGUAAUAAUAGUAAAAAUAAUAGUAAAAAUAAUAGUAAAAAUAAUAGUAAACAUAGUAGUAAAAAUAAUAGUAAAAAUAAUAAAAACAAUAAUAAAAACAUUAAUAAUGAUAGUAAUAAUAAUAAUAAUUACGACGGAUGUAAUGAUAAUACAGUUUAUUAUUGUUCCAUGUGUGGAUCUGUUUGUAAUUAUUGUAAUUGUGGAGAACGUACUUUGUCAUAUAAAAAUAGUUGGAUAGAAAAAUUAAAUGAAAAUAAUUUUUCUUUUUUCGGUAUCGACAAUCAGUCACAUGGGUUAUCAGAAGGAUCAAGAAAUCAGCGAUGUUUUGUUGAAGAUUUUGAACAUUUUAUAUCAGAUGCCAUACAAGCUUUAGAAAUAUUUAUAAAUGAAUGGAAAGAAAAAAAUGAAAUGAAACCAAUAAUACUUAUGGGGUUAUCUAUGGGUGGUUGUAUAGCAUUAAGGACAUUAGAAACUAUUAAUAGAUUAAAUAAAGAAUGGAAAUCAUAUGUAAAAUGUUUAAUACUUGUAUCUCCAAUGAUUAGUUUAGGAAAACAAAAAAAUAAAAUAUCCAAUAAACUUUUAAUUUCUGCAACGAAAUUUCUUAAAUAUUUCUUUCCUCUAUUAAAAGUGAAUGUAAAAGAAAGUAAUGCAAAAUAUGCAUGGAUAAAACAUGAUUCUGAUAUUGAUCCUUUCCAAUAUUGUGGACCUUUAAACAUUAAAAUAGCAGCAGAGUGUGUAAGUGCAGCUGAUAACUGUUUAAAAUAUCAUAUAUUAAAAUAUGUAGAAGAAAGUGAUACAGAUAUUAUGGUUAUUCAAUCGAAACAUGAUUGUAUUGUGGACCCUUCAGGAAGUAUCGAUUUUAUGAAAAAAAUGGUACGCCUUUAUAAUAAAAAGGAAGAAAAAAGAUUAAAAAAUAAUAAUAAAAAGUAUAGUCAAACGAGUACAUAUAGUACUAAGGAGCAUAACGAAAAAUUGGCGACUGUUCAUGCUGUGGAAAAUAAUAAUGAUGAUAAUAAUGAUAAUAAUAAUGAUGAUAAUAAUGAAGAUAAUAAUGAUGAUAAUAAUGAUAAUAAUAAUAAUAAUAAUAAUAAUGAUAAUAAUGAUAUUGUUACACGUUUUCAAAACGACCUUAUUUCAAAAGAUAAAGAAAAUACAACAAUUAAUUCAUUUAUGAAUAAACCCUUUAUAAACAGUGCAAAGGAUAAUACCAUAAAUAAUAACGAAACAGAUGAUCAUCAAAACGAACAAACGUUAAACGAUGGAACAUUAACAAAUAAUAAUACUAUGAUGAUGAUGACCAUCAAUGAUGAUAAUAACAAUGAAAAUUCUGAAAUUAUUAAUAAAAAUAAUAAUAAUAAUAAUAAUAAUAAAAAUAAUAAUAAUAAUAAUAAUAAUAAUAAUAAUAAUUAUAGUAGUAAAGGAAGUAUACAACGUACCAAUUAUCAAAACCCAAUUCAUGAUGAAGACAAAAUAAAAAUACAGAAAUUAAUGCAAUCAUAUGAAAAAGCAGAUUAUACACAAGCCAAUUUAUAUAAUUCUGAAGAUUACUCAAAUCAGACAUGUAAUAAAUUUUUUGAAAAUUCAUAUAUUAAAUUAUCAAAAAGUACUUUGAAAAAUGAAAAAGAAUUAUGGAAUCCCUUUGAUCAUGGACACUAUAAAAAUUUUAUAUUAAAAAAAAAUAACAAAAAUUGUAAUUUUUCAAAAGAAGAAGACAAAUAUAAAAAAUUGAGUAUUUAUAUUUUAAAGUAUGGUUGUCAUACCUUACCUGGAGAACCAGAUAGUAAAUCAAGUGCUAAUAUUUUAGUGAAUUGGUUGAAUAAUAUAUUUCAUUAA